Molecule: messenger RNA, 1152 nt
Organism: Bipolaris zeicola 26-R-13
Lineage: Eukaryota; Fungi; Ascomycota; Dothideomycetes; Pleosporales; Pleosporaceae
Exons: 2
Coding region: 1-1152 (383 amino acids)
Molecular function (GO): protein binding; 6-phosphogluconolactonase activity
Source: RefSeq, a predicted model, not a curated record
AUGAAGGCGACUAUCACCGCGCUAGCUUUAUUAGGAUCGACAGCCGCUGAGCGCCUCCUCCUAGCUUCUUAUGGCACCGACUCGACUCUGGGCUCUGUUACAACUCUCGAACUCUAUCCCAGCACUGGUUCUAAAUGCAAUCGCAAGCUCGAGGUUAUUCACAACAGCCAAGAAUGCGGUCCCCUUCCUACUUGGCUAGACACAAGUCUUGGUCAGAAUAAGGUGAUCUGCCUGGACGAAUCGGGCAAUGCCAAUAUCACGACAUUCAAUCUCCAGCCCGAUGGUAGUCUGAAGAAGAUUUCCAGUUCGCCUGCGCUCGGCGGCGCUGUAUCUUCAGCAACUUAUAACAACGGAUCGGCUAUAGCACUCGCUCAUUAUGGACCUCCAGCGAUAAGUUCCUACUCCGUACACGGCAACUCUCAGCUACAGUCCCUCCAAAACAUCACAUUCGCCGACCCAGAAAAGAUCCACCAAGCCGUCCUCGACCCAACAGGGCAGUAUAUGAUCUUCCCCAGUCUGGGCGCCGACCGCGUCCACGUCUACGCCAUCAACCCCACCACCGGCCAACUAGCCCAACGCGAGUCUCUAGUCUCCCCAACCGGCUACGGCCCCCGCCACGCCGCCUUCUGGACCUCCAAAAAAUCAGACUCCACCUUCCUCUUCGUCGUCCACGAAUUGAGCAACAAAAUCAUUAGCUACAAGGCCACCUACCUCGCCAACCACGCCGGCAUCAAGUUCACACCAGUAGACGAAGUAAGCACCUACGGCAAUUACACCCUCCCAAACAAAAAGCUAUCCGCCUCGGAAAUCUCAGUCUCCCCCGACAACGCCUUUGUGCUUGCCGGAAACCGCAACGGCACCAUUUUCACCGUCGACAACCCGGAUCCCAAGAACAGCACCAAAGUACCCAGUGACUCGAUUGUGACGUAUAAGCCGUCAGCGGAUGGCAAGCUGAAGUUUGUCCAGCUGGCCAAAUCUGGGGGUUAUUUCCCGCGCCAUUUUCAACUGAGCAAGGAUGGUUCGAUGAUUGCGGUUGCAAAUCAGCGGAGUAACAAUGUGGCUAUUUAUGCGAGGGAUGUCAAGACGGGAAUUAUCAAGGAUGAUAAGCCUGUAGCGGGAGCUGCGGGUCUUGGACCGGGAGAUCUCAUGUGA